Molecule: messenger RNA, 1557 nt
Organism: Cryptococcus wingfieldii CBS 7118
Lineage: Eukaryota; Fungi; Basidiomycota; Tremellomycetes; Tremellales; Cryptococcaceae
Exons: 10
Coding region: 1-1557 (518 amino acids)
Molecular function (GO): succinate-semialdehyde dehydrogenase (NAD+) activity
Source: RefSeq, a predicted model, not a curated record
AUGGUCCCCAAAUCGCUCUCUCGCCUCCCCAGCUUGCGCUCUCGAGGACUCUGCGCCCCACGGGAUAUACGUCUCUUGUCCACCACUCCGAGCAAAAGCACGAUCCCAAAAGUCCCUCUGUGGAUUAGCGGCAAAGAAGUCUUCGAUUCGAGCGCUGGGACUGUCACGCAGGAACACACCAGGACUAGGCAAGAUAGCUGUGAAGUCGUCGUUGCUGGGGAGAAGGAGACAUCUGAGGCAGCAAGAGUCAGUCGAGAAGCCUUCCAGGCAUGGCGCGGGGUCUCUGCCUGGGAGAGGCGCGCAAUCUUGCGGAAGGUACCGUCACUGAUGCAAGAACGCCUUGAAGAAUGGAAGAGAUUGCUCCUAGCAGAUACUGUGUAUGGGGAAGUUAUGCUAGGAGUCGACCUACACAAUGCUUUGCAUCUCGUGGAUGGUGCUGCUGAGACGUGCGUGUGCUGCGGGUCGUUGCCUCCGACGGUUGACGGCAGCUUGGGUCUCGUGAGCAGGGUGCCUUACGGGCCCGUGCUGAGUAUCCCGGCUUUCAACUUUCCUCUUUGUCUUGCGAUGAGGAGCAUAAUGUAUCCUUUGGCUUGCGGAAACACGGUCAUCCUCCGGGGUUCCUCCGUCAUCCCCCAGGCUUCUGCAUUCUUGGGGCCCCUGUUUGCCGAUGUCGGUAUACCUGAAGGUGUAUUGCAGAUUUUGAACUUUUCAGAGCAUGAUAGUGGUGCGAGAACGUCACAGCUCAUUGCUGACGACAGCGUCCGAUUUGUCAACUUUACCGGCUCGACAAAACUAGGCAGAAACCUGGCGAGACAGUGCGGAGAGCAUCUCAAACCCUCUGUGCUUGAGCUAGGAGGCAAAGCGCCAGCUCUCAUUCUUCCAUCUGCCGAUCUAGAAUUGGCAGCCAACAAUGUCCUCUUCGGUGCUUUCUUCAAUUCUGGCCAAAUCUGCAUGUCCACUGAAAGGGUCAUUGUCCAUCAAGAUGUUGCAGCGGAGUUUGAAAGCAUCCUCAAAAGGGAAGCGGAGAAGGCCAAAUGGAAUGGGGGCAUGGAGCUAGUCAGGCCGAGUGGCGUCGAGACAGCGCAGGCGAUGGCAAAACAGGCCAUCGACUCCGGCGCUCGUAUUGUUUUCUCCGCCCCCGAGAGCUCUACCGAUUUCCCCAACGCCGUCCGCCCGACCAUCUUCACGGACCUGCCCUCCACAGCCACCAUUCUCAACGAAGAGUCCUUCGCCCCCUUUUUCACUCUACAAACUGCACCCGAUAUCCCUUCCAUGAUUCGCCUGGCAAACAGUCACGAAACAGGACUUUCCUCCUCCGUGUUCGGACAGGGACUGGACGCGAUCGAAGUAGCGGAGAAGAUGGAGAUGGGAAAUGUGCACAUCAAUGGAAUGAGUCCGCAUGACCAGCAUGUGCUGCCGCAAGGAGGGACGAAGAAUAGUGGAUGGGGCAGGUUCAAUGGCAAGAGCGCUGUGGAGAGUUUUACACAGAUGAAGGUCAUUAGGAUUGACAGGCAGAGAACAAGAUAUCCUCUAUCUGCUCUGUAUGCUGGAUUAUAG